This is a messenger RNA of Triplophysa rosa, 833 nucleotides long. RefSeq names its product cytohesin 4b (gene cyth4b). Gene Ontology annotation, biological process: regulation of ARF protein signal transduction. The transcript is spliced from 8 exons. The coding region runs from base 108 to 833 and encodes 241 amino acids. NCBI's taxonomy places the organism in Eukaryota, Metazoa, Chordata, Actinopteri, Cypriniformes, Nemacheilidae. Gene Ontology annotation, molecular function: guanyl-nucleotide exchange factor activity. The record is from RefSeq and is a predicted model, not a curated record.
CUGUUCAGGGCAGGGCAGCUGAUAGAGGAACUCACACACACCAACAUGAAGAAAACCUGCACAAACUGAAGACUUUAAACACACACACACAGUCUUAUUCUGUCAGGAUGAUGGAGUGUCAAACAGAUUUUGCGGUGGAGGAGAAGAUGGAAAUUGAGCGACUGAAGAUGCACAAAGAGAUCCUGCUGGAGGAUAUUGAAAAACUAAAGAACCAGAUUGAAAACGUCAUGGCAGAUAUCCAGGGCUUCAAAUCUGCAGAGGACAAAGAGGAGAUGAACCUGCAGAUCCUGAAAGCGUUUGUGGACCUGCACGAGUUCUCACAUCUGAACCUGGUUCAGGCGUUACGGCAGUUCUUAUGGAGUUUCCGUCUGCCGGGUGAAGCUCAGAAGAUCGACCGUAUGAUGGAAGCUUUUGCCACACGCUACUGUAACUGUAACCCGGGUGUGUUUCAGUCCACAGACACGUGUUAUAUUCUGUCAUUUGCCAUCAUCAUGCUGAACACGAGUCUACACAACCCCAACGUUAAGGACAAAACCACACUGGAACGAUUCAUCAGCAUGAACCGAGGAAUAAACAAUGGCAGCGACCUGCCUGAUGACCUGCUGACGAAUCUGUACAACAGCAUUCAUAAUGAACCCUUCAAGAUCCCAGAGGAUGAUGGGAAUGAUCUGACACACACAUUCUUCAAUCCUGACAGAGAGGGCUGGCUGCUCAAACUGGGUACAUCACUCACUCGCUCUCUCUCUCUCUUUCUCUCUCUCUCGGGUAACUGCACGACAGUUCAUGCUUUUAUUUCUGAUGGCAGCAGCAUCACACAGAAGCUGAAUCUGUGA